Perkinsus marinus ATCC 50983 is the source of this 1419-nucleotide messenger RNA. Its product is annotated as WD40 protein Ciao1, putative. The coding region runs from base 1 to 1356 and encodes 451 amino acids. The transcript is spliced from 12 exons. Gene Ontology annotation, biological process: iron-sulfur cluster assembly. Gene Ontology annotation, molecular function: protein binding. Gene Ontology annotation, cellular component: cytosolic [4Fe-4S] assembly targeting complex. The record is from RefSeq and is a predicted model, not a curated record. Lineage: Eukaryota; Perkinsozoa; Perkinsida; Perkinsidae.
AUGGUCUUGCGUUAUGGAGAACUCGGGAUGAGCUACCUCUUCCAUGGCAAUUUGGUUUUCAUGUCGGCGGCCUCGACGUUAGCGACUUCAUUGAGCUGUAUCGACACCCAGUCCGUCCGUAGUGGAGUCCUGUGGUCGGCAGCCUGGCGACCGGCCCAUCCCGGAGCACCUCUGUUGGCUGUGUGUGGACAAAGGCCCGAUAUACUGCUGUAUACUAUACAGUAUCCUGAGGGAGAGGACGCUGCUACUCCCAAGCUGACGCUGGUGAAGACUAUCACCACCAACCACACUCGGACGCUACGGCGAGUUAAUUGGCUCCAAGACGGGAAGACGUUGGUGGUGGCAUGCUUCGAUGCUUCAGUCUCACUAUGGGCCGUAGAAGGUUCCAAUCCAGACGAGUUGUUGGUCCGUCACAAGGCUACCAUACAGGGCCACGAGAAUGAAGUGAAGAAUGCAUGCUUCAGUCCUAGUGGCAAGUACCUAGCCACGUGUAGCCGCGACAAGACCAUAUGGGUGUGGGAGGAGUGUGAUGUCCUGCCCGACCGUCAAGUUGAUGACGACUAUGAGGAUACUCCCUUGGGAGGGGCUGAGAUCGACUUCGAGUGUGUUGGCAUACUACAGGCCCACAGCCAGGAUGUUAAGUCUGUGGCUUGGCAUCCCUGGGUUGACAAUGUUCUCUUUAGUGCUAGCUACGAUGAUACGAUACGAGUGUGGUCUCGCCCGGCUGAGGGUGGCGGUGGUGACGAUGAUUGGCAUUGCAUUCAGACUUUGAAGGGGAAUGAAACGACAGUGUGGAACAUAUCAUUAAUCGAUGCGGGUUCGCAACCGCUGAUGCUAUCAGUGGCUGGUGAUGGUGCGAUAAAGGCCUGGUUACAGCAACCCAAUCAGGAUGCCUCAAUACAGCUGCCACAGGGUCCAUUGGGUCUAGCCAAUUGGUACACAGCCCAAACCUUCACUGGGUAUUCCAAGAGUGAAGCCGUGAGGGUGGAGGCGGAUCUCCCUACGUGGGAAUGCGUUGAUACCGUCAGAGUGGGCAACGGGUUGCCAGUAUACGAUGUGGAUACUGUCUUAGACCCCUCGGAUGGUACCAUCAUCGCUGCAACAGCUGGCGGCGAUAACUCGGUACGGAUAUUCGCCUACACCUUGUCGAGCACUGGUGGAAGGAUGUCGGCUCGGCACGAGGAGCUGGCCAACUCUGCCAAGCUCAUGGGACGGGGGCAAACACAUACUAGUGAUGUUAACAGCGUCGCCUUCCUCCCCGAUAGACAAGCGGAUGGUGCCUGGUUGCUGGCUAGUGCUAGCGAUGAUGAGAGCGUUAAGUUAUGGAAGGUCACCCGUCCUCAAGAUUCGUUCUGAGCCUUCAAGAUACUGCAAAAGGCAUAUCAGCUAUAUCGCCGUACCAUUUUCGUAACACUUUAA